CACCCUCCCACUCUCGUUUCUCAUUUCCUCCCUCAGAACCUCCGGAAAUCGCCUCUCAUUAUUCGAAAUCUAACAGCUGACACUCACCGCCAGUCUGGUGGAACCACUUCCAUCAUGUCGGAGACCCCCCGGCCGUCUCUGAAGCUCACCUUCAACAAGAACAAGGCGAAAGCAUCAGCGCCCUCGACCCCAUCCCAGCCUGCCCCUCCCACACCAAAGCCGACGGAGACUCCCCAACGCAAGAUCACGCUAAAGAUCCCACGAAAACCAUCCGUUGCCGAAGGCGCAGGCGAAGAUGAAAAGCCGAAGAAGAAAAAACCGUCGAAGAAGCGCCCAGCAGAGGGGCCCGCGGUGCCAGAACCGUCCGCCGCCGCCCCCGUCGCGACCGCAUCCGCUGCAGCAGGCCCCAAACGCCUCAAGCUGAUUAACCCCGCCAAGAAACCAGGCGUGCAGUCCAUCCGGAUCAAGAACAAGGGGCUGGUCCCCAAUCGCCCGACAGGUGUGGGCUACGAUUCGGAAGCCUCCGACACGGAGAUCGAUCCCGCGAUCGAAGAACAGUUUAUUCUACGCAUGCUGCCUGGGGACGACUGUGAAUAUCUUCGACGUGCCAUCGCCGAGCGCCGGUUCGACCGGUCGGAGUUCUCCUUCAAGCCGCUGACGCGCGAAGGUCGCCGUUCCAUCUUCAAGGUCCGUGACCGCCAGUACGCCGCCGCGCUGGUGGACUUGCCGUGCAUCAUCGAGGGGAUGAAGAGUUGGGAUCGGCGCGGAUGGUACAAGUCGGCGGAUAUCUGCCAGAUGCUGCUGAUACUGGGUCCGGUGGCCAAUGAACAAGAAGCCAUGGAUUAUCCAAUACCGGACGAGGUUUCCCUGACGGAUGAUAAGAAUCUGCAGUAUCCGCAUGGUCUGGCGCCGCCUCUGCGGUGGGUUCGAAGGCGUCGGUUCCGGGAGCGGGUCAGCACCCGAACGAUCGAGCAGGUCGAGAAAGCGGUGGAGGAGAUGGUCGCGCAGGACGAAGCCUCGCUAGCCCCGCCUCGCUACGAGUUGGUGGAUGCUGCCUCGCUGAAUCGGAACGAGGGUAUAGUGCAAAGUGGAGAGUAUGAAGACUACGGUGACGAGUACUACGACGAAGAACAAGAUGCAGAGGGCGAAAUUGAUGUGGGUAUGGACGCUGGGGCUCUGUUUGAAGAAGAUUUCGAGGACGCUCUCGCCGCUGAAAUGGAGGCUGCCCUGGCUGCCGGAGACGAGGGUGAUGCUGCUGCUGCUGCUGCCGCCGCCGCCGCAACCACCGCUGCUGCGAGCGGCCCGCAGUCAGACGCUGGAGUCUACCAGGCCGGCACGCCUAUGGCGACCAAACCCUCCACACCAGCAGCCGACUCAUCAGGCGACGAGAGUGACGGAUCGGAUGGUGAGGAUAAUGAUGAACCGGGCGACGAAAUGGAUGAAGAGCAAUUGGAGCAACAACGCCAGCUCCAGCAGCAGCGCGAGGAAAUUGACGAGCUGGAGGCUUUGAUUCGUGCCGAGACCGUCAAGUGGGAGAACAUGCCCAACGCCAUUCUUAAGAACAAGCUGGCCAAGCGCAUCAAUGACCUGAAGCAGGAUCUGGCAUUAAAGAAAGUAUCCAUCGGAGAAGGAGACGAUGCUGAUGAUUGAAAUUGAUGUAAACUGUGAUACCCUCGCGGCACCGCCUGGUCAAACAGCCGCAAAAAAAAAAAAAAAAAGAAAAA
Aspergillus uvarum CBS 121591 is the source of this 1724-nucleotide messenger RNA. RefSeq names its product transcription initiation factor TFIID subunit 7 family protein. The transcript has a single exon. The record is from RefSeq and is a predicted model, not a curated record. Lineage: Eukaryota; Fungi; Ascomycota; Eurotiomycetes; Eurotiales; Aspergillaceae. Gene Ontology annotation, cellular component: transcription factor TFIID complex. Gene Ontology annotation, molecular function: RNA polymerase II general transcription initiation factor activity. Bases 115 to 1650 code for a protein of 511 amino acids. Gene Ontology annotation, biological process: RNA polymerase II preinitiation complex assembly; transcription initiation at RNA polymerase II promoter.